Messenger RNA from Pneumocystis carinii B80, 1046 nucleotides. RefSeq lists its product as hypothetical. The record is from RefSeq and is a predicted model, not a curated record. The coding region runs from base 47 to 1000 and encodes 317 amino acids. NCBI's taxonomy places the organism in Eukaryota, Fungi, Ascomycota, Pneumocystomycetes, Pneumocystales, Pneumocystaceae. The transcript is spliced from 4 exons. Gene Ontology annotation, cellular component: nucleus.
UUUCAAAUAUUUUUAAAAUCAUUGUUAUCAUAACGAUUAUAGAUAAAUGGCUAGUCUUGUAAAUUAUAGUGAUUCUGAUGAUACAGAAGAGUACUCUGAGGAAAAUACUCAUAAAUCUCUUAAACGAAAGGAAUUAGAUGAUGUAUCAGAUUCUUCUUUUUUUCCGGUUUUAACAAAAGAAAAUAUUUUGAAACUUCCAAAGAUUGAUAAAGAAUAUGAACUUGAAGAUACAAGAGAAUCUUCUUCUUUAAAUAAAAAUGCUGUGGAAGGGCAUGUUUCACUUUCUUCAUUGCUUCCAGCACCCAAAAAUGAUUUAAAAAUGGCUCGGUUAUCAAGAAAUAAUGGAACAAGAAAAUUGAAUAUAAAAAUUGAAAAUAAACAUGAUUCAACGAUUAAAAAUACUAAUUCUAAGAAUGAAAAUAUGAAGAAUGAUUAUGUGCAGUCAAAUGUCUCUUUAUUUUCAUUAGAUAUAGAAAAGUCAAAUAUAAAUGAAUAUGAGCAAACUAUGUCAAAUUCUUCAUCUUAUACACCAAUGCUAGUUAGAAAACAAGAUCACUUGAAUAAAAAACGUAAUGUUAAUAUUGAAAAUGUGAAAUUAAGUGAAAAAAAACAACAAAAUGUUCAUUGCAGUGAAAUAUAUCGUGUAGACAAAGAUAUAGAUGUUUCAGAAUACAACUAUCCAUUAAUUGAAGAAGAAACUCAGAUUUCUCGAAAAGAAAAAGAUGUUGAAUCUAUGAGGAUUUAUGGAAAACGUAGAUCAGAACAAGGACCUGUUAAAUUUUUAGAAGUUAAUGCAGAAGAAGAGUAUAAUGCAAAUGAAAUUAUGAAGAGAAAGGGCAUAUUAGUGGAAGCUCCACAACCUAUACGAGCAAUAGGUGCUGGAAGACAUCAAAUUACAACUUUACUUAACUCUGCUAUAUCUCAAAGAGAAGUCUUCGAGGAAGCAUUUGCUGCAAAUAAGGAGACUAAAAGGCAAUCUGGAAAAAAAUAUGGAUUUUAAUAACUAUGGGUUAAUUUUUUCUACGGUUUAUGUCAUUGAAUGCAAU